This is a messenger RNA of Priapulus caudatus, 2284 nucleotides long. Its product is annotated as arf-GAP with GTPase, ANK repeat and PH domain-containing protein 11-like. The transcript is spliced from 4 exons. The record is from RefSeq and is a predicted model, not a curated record. The annotation marks the transcript as partial. Gene Ontology annotation, molecular function: protein binding; GTPase activator activity. Gene Ontology annotation, cellular component: nucleus. Lineage: Eukaryota; Metazoa; Priapulida; Priapulimorpha; Priapulimorphida; Priapulidae.
GUCAGAGUUGGUGAAGGUGAUGUUGUCUAUAGGCAACUCUCUAGCUAACAGCGUCUGGGAGGUUCACAUACGCGGCAAGGGAAAACCCAAUCCUUCAUCCAGCAGGGAAGAGAAGGAGAAGUGGAUCCGUAGCAAGUACGAGCAUCACGAGUAUCUACCCGGGCCCCCGCUUAGCAACGUCCCUCUCGGACAGCAACUGCUAGAGGCCGUGUGUAAGGGCGACCUGAGGGGCGUCAUACUGCUGCUCGCGCACGCCAAGCCCGAACAAGUGAACAGCACUGUGAGCGGGCGCGACCGCCGCACGCCGCUGCACCUGUCCUGCGCUCUCGGCAACGUCGUCAUCACGCAGCUGCUCAUCUGGUACGGUGCCAACGUGGCGGCGGUCGACCAGGAGGGGCGUAACCCUCUCAUCUACGCUCGUAACUCCGGAAGCUCUGAGUGUGUGACGAUCCUCGUCAACAACGGGUGCCCGGACGCGGCGGUGGCCGGCGGAGGAACGCUGCCGCGCCGCAAGGGCUCCGUCACUCGCAACAGCGGCGACGUCUUCGACAAGCUGCCCGCUAGCGUCAUCUAGCGGCGGCCGCGCAAACUACGUCGGCGUGGGCGCCGCCGCGCAGAUUACGGAUUCGUCGUCUCUCGGAAGAGCGUGGUGGUAGCGCCGUCUGGCGGUCGCCGAGCGAGUUACGGAGGUGUCGUCCGAGAGAAGCGUGGCGUCAUCUGGUGGCGAUCGUGCGAACUACGGCAGCGUGCUGCCUCGCUGGCGACAUCUAGUGGCGGUCGUGUGCGAGCCGUUGAGGUGCUUGAUGACACUUCUGCUAGCGCCACCCAGCGGCGGUUCCGAAAACAGCUGGGAUGCCGAGUUACGCCAUCUAGCGGUGGUUCUGCGAACUGCUGAGUCAUCAUAUGAGCUGCUUGCUUGCGCCAUCUAGUGGCAACUGCAUGAACUGCUGAGGCUGUCGCCAUCUGGUGGCCGCCGCAGGAAACCGCCAAUUCGUCGCUGCUUCUUCAACCGCAAUCACGGCGACAAGAUGCGACGCUGGCGCCACCUGGCGGUCAUCGAGCGAAUGAACGGCGACCCCCCGUUGCUGCCGUUGCCUCGGCGAUGAAGUCAAUUAAUAUAUGUAUUUAUAUCGUGCCCUCGUUUCCGCGCUCGCCCGGUUACCAUGGCGACCGCGAUGAAAGGAUUCGAAGGCGAUGACUGAAGGUUAGACGAGCUGUUAGUGUCGGAAAAUAUGACGUGGCGCCCCCUUUCCCCUGUGUCGCCGAGAGUAACGACGGCGCCCCCUCGACCGCGUGGCUCCCUCUACUCACCCCUGCCUUCGGACAUCUUUGGACACAUCUUCUCGAUUUGAACUCGCUCUCUCUUUAUCUACCUGGUGCUUAACUCUCUCAAAGUUCACCGACCGCACGAAAAACCGGACCGAAAAAGGCAUUAUUGUGCGUGCUAAAAACGUACUUGCUAUCGCUGGGUGCUCGUCCGUAUUCCGUUUCGGUAUUUCAAAUUGACUGGUGGCAAAUUAUCAGCUGACAGUCGGAAUUUUAGGCGGCAAAUUUCGUGGUAUUUCUUUCAAAAACUUGUCGAAUCUAAAGAGUCACAUGCGGUAUUAGUUCUCAAGCUAAAGCUGUGUCGAAUUGCGGUCGAUCGAUAUCGUCGCAUCUGUACACUAGACACACACGUAAAGCUCUAUGAAGACCAGACGGGAGGACGGUAGCUAUUGUAGGUCCACCCAAGCAUUGCCUAGUACAAAAAAUUAGAAAGGUUUCAAUUCUCGACCUUACAAUCGGCAAUCGCGUGUACGAGAGCAGUCACAUGUGAAGUCGCGAUUGCGUUCUACUUUGCUUCCACGUCGGGUUUUAGUGACAGCGGCGCGGCGAUGCGGGCGGGGGCGGCGAAGGAGCGAUAGUUCGUGUUUUAGAGGCACGCUUGUACAUACGUAGUAGGCUGAUUGUGUUUGCGAGACGCCCUGUAGAUGGCGCCACGGUCUCUGGAUCAUGCUGCUAGGCACGAGCGAUUAUAAAUUAUUAAUUAUUAUUGUAGAUUAUCGCGCUUUUAGCUUCCUUAUAAAUAAUGUAAUUGUAAAAAAGUGGCAUUUAGUUAUCGUGUGAAUCGCUCGUGUGCGCGUGCGCGCGUGCGCGUCGAAAAUCUGAAGCACGGAGUUCGUAGUUACAUGUGAAUGUGCGUGUGUGUGUACGUGUGCGUUUGUGUCUCUUGUACAGGUCAGUGCCAUGUAUGUGAGAUAUAUAAUAAUAAAAAUGCUGUCACGACAGUGAUUUGUAAAUAUAA